This is a messenger RNA of Oncorhynchus gorbuscha (pink salmon), 2200 nucleotides long. RefSeq lists its product as uncharacterized. The coding region runs from base 212 to 1102 and encodes 296 amino acids. The record is from RefSeq and is a predicted model, not a curated record. The transcript has 3 exons. NCBI's taxonomy places the organism in Eukaryota, Metazoa, Chordata, Actinopteri, Salmoniformes, Salmonidae.
UAUACCAUGGAAGAAGUAGUAAACGGAAGUAAGCCUUGACCAAUACAUUUUGACGUUAGGGUUUAGAUAUUUAUUAAUACCCUGCAACUUAGCAUUUGACAAAUUUGAACUGCAAAGCAUAACAUGCUUACCCCAGGUCGUCGUUAAUUCGCGUUGGAGACAGGGCUUGGUUGAUAGAUGAGAUCUAACUAGGUGGUAACGUUAACUAACAAUGGCCAAUUGUGUGGUUUUUCACACUCAAAUAGCCUCCAGUAUGGAGGUGCUAGCGAAUGCAGCCGUGGCAGAGACUUGUAAACUCGUAGACGACGACUAUGCAGUGUUUCGUCUGGAAAUAACUCAAAGACAAAAAGAAAACAGGGCAUUGCGCAGGAAACUACAGCUACUGGAACUGAAGGUGUCACGGGAGCGCGUCCUCGCCAUUCGUCCCAGUAGUGUCAAGAUCUUCGACCGAUACAGAGGAAUGGCAAGAGGUGAAGGACAUCUCACUGGAAGCCACAGGAGCUUUGUGAAGCCAACAGGACACAAUAGAUGGAGAGAGAACCAACCAAUCACUCUUGAUGAGGGGAACGGAACCUCAACCCAGAAUGUUAUCACGAUAGAGUCUGCAGAGGCUGCAGGUCCUGGGGUCAAGCAGGAGAGGACUAAAGGAGAGAAGGAACCACAGCACAUGGGAGACAUCCAGACUGGAGUGCCCCCUGAAGCCAUGGAGGACCCCACCUCCACCCCAGCACCAUCCAUGACCCGACCCAGCAUCACGGAGGUCAGUGGAACGCCGAACGCCGUCCUCAAGUCAGAGACAGACACGGAGAAGUUAACUGCAACACACAGGCUCUUACACACAGGAUCUGACCACAGCUCAGACCCAGAGAGAUUUGGGCUGGGGCCAUUAGGCUGUCCUUCUCCCUGUUCAGAGUACUUGCCAGUAUUUCACCAGAGCAAGAGGACGGUUCAUUCCUGUGGAGGCGGUGAUGGUGACACGUUAGACACUGGUGUUGAUGUUCCGUCUUGUUCUUACGCUACAGAUAUGGACCCUGACAACAUGUCCAUGGGUUUAGACACACAGGCUGAUCUGUCAAGAGGGGGACUGGAACCAUUAUACUAGUAGUGUAUACUCUGAAAGGUCCCUAGAUAAGAAAGGGGAGGUUAUAGUCAUAGAUGAAGUCAAAGUGGAGGGAGACUCUCCUCUGACCUUGAACGCAGACCAGACUCACUUAGGGGAAGGACACUCACAAGGCAGAGAUUUCUUAGAUUACAGGGAAAGCUUAAAGACAAAUCCAAAUGUUGCGGGCCACUCCCCUUUACACACGCUCAGGGAUCGUGACCCAGUGUCCACGUUGAUGGGGCCUUCCGAUUCACAGGGCUGCGUCCUUUUGGAUCAGUAUUGACCUCAAAGGGCCAAGGGAGCAACAUCAGGCAAUAGUAAAUAGAAACGGUUCCUCUGCAUGUUCUGUAACAAAGGCUUUGGCUGCCUCCAGAAGGUGGAGAUCCACCAAAGGGUCCUCACAGGGGUGAAACCCUUCAGCUGUUCCCAGUGUCACAUGCGUUUUGCUGAGGCUGGCAAUCUGAAGAGGCACCGGAGGGUCCACACAGGGGAGAAAUAUUAAAGCUGCCCUGAGUGUAAAAAAGGUUUUCCCAUCAGAACUACCUGAAGAUGCACCUUCAGGUCCAUAUGGGUGAAAGGCUGUUCACCUCCUAAGCAAAGUGGGAAGAGGUUCUCAGAGAGGAGAUACCUCAGGAUACACCAGCAGAAAAAACAUUCCACUAAAUAACUUCUGACAUUUUAGAUUAAACCCUGCAUUAAAGACAAAGAUACAUUUUCAAUAUUGUCCGCAGAAAAGAUCCACAGAUGCAUUUGGAAUGACGAGACAGAUUUCAGUGUUGAAUAUUCUUGGGUAGAUUAUUGCAUCCAGACAUUGUGAUAUAUAAGGCAUAUUUAAGCCUAAAAAGUAUGUUACAUAUUGUGUAGGCUAUAUGAUGUAUAUUACUUCCAUUUAACUACCGUACUUCAUUUUUUCCCCCAAGACAAUUGUAAUAAGAAAAUGAUUGCAGUUUAUAAAGUUUAGGGCUGUCCCCGACAAAAAAGAAAGAAAAGUUAGUUGACCGAGAGUCGUCUGUUCUUUUGACAAUCGAUUGGUAGACAUUUUUUACAUGUAUUUUUUUAUACAUAGUGUUUUAAUAAAAUCAACUGUAUGCACUGAGA